AUGGGAAAUGACGUUUCUUUGAAACAAUUUCGGAAGGAAAUCAACGCUGUAAAAGCGGCUGAUGAAUGUGACGAAGUUGUCAAAUACUUUGGUAUCACAUUUUUUGAAAGAGAACCUUACAUGUGUAUGGAACUAAUGGACCUUUCCUUGGAUAAAUUAUACGUUUUGUGCCAUAAAGUCGGCGGACAGUCGUUUCAUGAACCAACUCUUGGAUCUGUUGCUGUAGCGACAAUACGUGCGUUGGAACAUAUGAAAAAUAAACAUGGAAUUAUUCAUAGAGAUAUUAAACCUUCAAACAUCCUAUUGAAUCGAAAAGGAUUGAUAAAACUAUGCGAUUUCGGAAUUUGUGGAUUACUGCAGGAUUCAGUUGCUCACACCCGCGAAGUUGGUUGUCGUCCAUAUAUGGCGCCCGAGCGCAUAAGUCCGUCGAUGAAAGGAUAUGAUGUUAAGUCGGAUGUCUGGAGUCUUGGAAUUUCUAUGCUUGAAGUUGCCAACGGAAUGUAUCCGUAUCCUGGUUUUCUAGAAGCUACUAUAAUGAAGCAAGUUGAAAUGAUCGUAUAUGGUGAUCCUCCAUUGAUUAGCGAAACUGCAAAUCUUUCUCUAGAAAUGAAACGAUUUAUAAUGCUCUGUGUCACCAAAGAUCCAUCAGUUAGAGCGAGCUUCAAUGAUCUAAAGUCAACGGAUGCUUAUAAAAAAUAUAGCGGAACCGAGUACCGCGAAUCUGUAGGAAAUUUUGUUUUAGAAAUGUAUGAACUUCGAAAAGAGUUAGGAGAAGUAAAAGCUUAA
Molecule: messenger RNA, 786 nt
Organism: Caenorhabditis bovis
Lineage: Eukaryota; Metazoa; Nematoda; Chromadorea; Rhabditida; Rhabditidae
Source: the annotation of a GenBank genome assembly